Oryzias latipes (Japanese medaka) is the source of this 3946-nucleotide messenger RNA. It is a transcript of the gene c1qtnf12, whose product is annotated as C1q and TNF related 12. Gene Ontology annotation, molecular function: hormone activity. Lineage: Eukaryota; Metazoa; Chordata; Actinopteri; Beloniformes; Adrianichthyidae. The record is from RefSeq and is a predicted model, not a curated record.
AGAGGGAGGGGGGGGCAAGGGGGAGGGAGAAUGAGAGAUGAUAAAACCCCGCUGAGAGCCCUCCUGGAAGCUCAGAGCAAAGUAGCAACAGAGACAGGAGGCGCGAGGGAAUCAGGCGAGCCGGCAUCAUAACGGAUUCGCAGAAAAAGGUGCGAGCUGCACCUGAGCCAGAGGGGAGGAGACACCCUGAAGCCUGUGGAGUCUGACGGAGGAGACCGGCUUCAAACCCACCAGAAGAAGGCUUGGAGGAAGUUUUGGACCGCUACCUUGCAUCCCUGCAGACUCGGACACCACGACCUGGCCUGCGUCUUUGGAUGAGACUUUUGAGGACCUGAGAGAAAACAGGACAAAGUGAAGGAGGAAAGCAGUUCUAUCAUCCCUCACAGACCACCCUCAGCUCGGGACGCCCCUCCUCCCUGCCUCCCCCUGUUUGCCCCCCCCCCCUGUGCCCCCCCAUACCCUUUGUCCAGUGAACCUCACCCCCCGACAGAGUAGAAAGCGUGAAAAAUCUCACUAAUGGUUUUAUUUGCUGUCAGAUCUGUGCAGAUUUGUCAUUCCCCUGACGCAUUUCAUAGUUGAGUAAGCCUGCUUGGCUCUCUUGGCGAGACCCAGCAGUGCCCCUGCAGCUCUGUGCAGGCUGAGAGCUCAUCAAGAGGGGAGGAACGGCAGCAGCAGCAGCAGUCAGACAGACAGUCUCUUGGAUAAGAAGUCCCUGGAGCUGCAUUUUUCCACUCCACUUUCCCGCCCUGUCUUCGCUCGUGGGCAUCCUCACGUCUCUACGGCUGGUCCUCCCAUCCAGAAGACCUGAGCUGGAUCGAGAGCCCUGACGAUGAGGUGUGGGCCUCUGACCGUGGUGGCGGCGGUGCUCUGGACUCAGUGUGUCCUUUUGCAGGGGGCGGAUGCCAGGAAGGAGAGAAAAAGGCCAAAGGAGGUCACGCCGCAACAGACGGAGACCCACAACCGAACUCUCUCCAACAGCGAAGAAGUCGGUGGAGGCUCCAAGGGAGUUCCGGACCCCCGCCGGGUGGACCCAUUGAUCACUUGGAUUGAUUUUGUCAAAAGGCCUGUGGGAAACUACCCGACAAAGUGUCGCAAGCGCAAAAGACCCCUGCCCGGCCCACCUGGUCCGCCUGGUCCUCCUGGCCCACAGGGACCCCCUGGAUCUCCAGGCGCUGAGGUGACCCAGGAGAUUCUUCUCCAGGAGUUCAAAGAGAUGAUCAAAGAGGCCACCGAGAGACGAGCUGCCAUCGACAGAAAAACCAGCCCGAGCCAGCUUCCUGCAGCCGUGCUCACCCUGGAGAGGAUGACCUCCCACCGCCGCAUAGAAGAAGCCUUUCACUGCAAGCUGAAAGGGCCAGUGGUGGCGGACAAAAAGACUCUGGUGGAGCUCCAGAACUAUCAGACGCCGCCCGCUAAAGGAGCCUUCCUCAGAGGCUCUGGGAUGGACCAGUCCACCGGGAGGUUCACAGCUCCUGUCACAGGCAUCUACCAGUUCUCUGCUAACGUGCACAUUGAUCAUAACGAGGUGAAGAGGAGCAAAAGUCAACUGAAGGCUCGAGACAAUAUCCGGGUGUUGAUCUGCAUUGAGUCACUCUGCCACAGAUACACAUCGCUGGAGAUGAUUGUCGGAUUAGAGAGUAACAGCAGGAUAUUCACAGUCAGUGUGCAAGGGUUGCUGGAGCUGCAGGCUGGCCAGUAUACGUCUGUUUUUGUCGAUAAUGCAGCUGGAGCUUCGGUCACAAUUCAGAAUGGUUCCGAUUUCAUGGGCAUGCUGCUGGGUGUAUAGUUUCCCACAAGUAAAAUAUUCACUAAAACUGCAGCAUUUCUCUUAUUUUUUUUUUUUUGUAUUUGUAUACAAUGAAUUGAUUCAGUACACAAACUGUUGAAGAGUUUCCAAGGAGGAAGAGAAUGUUGACAUGGACUUGGCCUGUCAUACAGUCAAGGGCCAGUGUGAAGAACACGAAGGCUGCACUUGUUUUUCACAGAAGAUUGCCACUUCCCCUUCUACCAUGGACACAAAUGGCUUCACCACAGUUACAAACUGAAAAGGAGAAAAAAAAUGUGUUUACAGUAAAUUUUAUGACUGCAGAGAACCUAAACCAUAUGCAAUCUCUACUAUUGUUAAAAGACAGACUAUAAAACAAAAAUAAUACAGUUGUGUUCUAAAUUAUAUAUAUAUAUAUAUAUAUAUAUAUAUAUAUAUAUAUAUAUAUAUAUAUAUAUAUAUAUAUAUAUAUAUAUAUAUAUAUAUAUAUAUCGACAUGUUGUUUCUGUCAGUAUCUAUUGUGUACAUACUUGUGGAAAAUAUCAUUUAUUUGAUUUAAAUGGUAUUUGAAUUUAAAAAUACACCAUGCUGCUCAAAAACUGACAUGCUGCAUGGCAAUGUGGUGGUCAGCACUGUUGUGUGAUACCUGGUUGAAAUGUUGUUUUUACAUUUAUUUUAUCACUCUAUCUGGACUUUGUCCUUUCAGAGACUGUAUGAAGUUCAUCCACAGAUAUAGAAUCAUGUGCAUUAGAUUGAUUAGUGAUUCUCUGUUUGUUUUAAAUAGUAAACAGACUCUAUGAGUACACUGGACUAGCUGUAGAGGGUUUUGUAACCACAGGUAGGUAGUAAUAAGAUAAGUUUACUUAAUAUUAAUUUCCUAAAUAACUUUUUUUAUUUUUAUUUACUUUUAAGAAUAGUUUUACUGCAACACAGUGAUAAAUAAAAAAGCUAAUACUUUUACUUUAUUUAAUUGGUUUUAAAUUUUCACAUUACUUGUAUUGUUUGUACAUUCAUUAUAUCUGUCAAAGCCUGUAAAAAAGGGAUUCUUCUUUUUUCUUCAAUUUAAUUAAUUGAUGUUUGGAAAUACCAGAAUUAGCACACUAAUUUUAUAACUGCGCCUAGGUGGUAAGAUUGUUUUUUUCACUUACUACUCAAGUAGCUUAUUUUAUCUUUAAUUUUUUUGGUUUUGCUCACAAAUUGGUUGUUGAAAAACAACAUUUACAUUCUAUUUCAGUAAUAUUAAUCCAUUCUUUGAUACUCACCUCUGGUUUGACGGGACUACAACUAUAUUCCUCCAUCAACCAAGAAAAUAUGCAAAACUAAGACACAUUUUUCCACCAAAAACACAGAACUAUUUUGACUAAGAUCUCAACAACUCCAAUUAUUCCAUUAGCUACUUCUGGAUUUUUUUGUCAAAAUUUAAAAUCCUGUAGUUAUUUUGGUUUAUAUACUGACACUUUAAUGGGUUGUCGUGCUAAUUAGCAAUGCUAACAUAUUUUAAUGAAAUCCUAGUAAAUAUGCUUAACAUUAAUAUCAUAGUCAGUACCUAAGUAUAGACCGCUAACAUUGGCAAGAACUAUGCCUCCGAUUUUUUAAUAUGCACCUUCCUUUAGUGGUUGAUGUAAUGGUAUUUUUUGCAUCAAAUGGUGAAACUUAAAAAAGUUGAGAGUAGUUUGCUAGCUCUAUCAAGAACUACUGUGUCUAAAACCUCUACCCACAUAGUUCAUUGUGUCUCCCUUGGUCAAAUGUGGGCCAUUUAACUCUGUUAGCUCCAGCGCUGAUGUUCUUGUAUACCAUUACACUUAACCCAUUCACGGAAUUAACGUAAUUUCAACAAAUUCUGACUCUGAGAAAAGCACCUUUGCAUGAAUAUAAAACACUGUACAGCAGGAAAAUAAAGCAAAUAAGCAGAGUCUGUGUUCAGUGUUAGGUUAAACAUCAAAAGUCUAGCAUAACAUUAGCAGGAAGCACUGUGCCUUGAACUUCUUUAUACAUUUUUAUCUUCAUAUAAUGGUAGAUGAUAUUAUAAUGGAAUUUACAUAAGCAAAUAAACUAAGCAUACGAAAGUUAGCUAAAUCCCCUGUACCUAAAACUGCAGUAGCCUUUAUAUUGACACAAUGGCUGCUUCCUGUUACAAAUGUACAUUUUCUAUCAAACAGUGAAUGAAAUUAUAAAAGUUUU